UCGAUUGUGGAAUAGGUACUACGAAAACUUGAUUAUUUGUUAUAUCGAAAAACAAUAUUGAUUACUUUGUUAAAAUACUUCAAUAACUUAAUUUCAAAAUUAUCAAAAAGUUUGCCGAAGCAAGUAUCAUAACAAAGUGAAAAAGAAAACGAGUUGACGGGAGUCCUUAAGCUGAACUAUUUUAAAAUCAAUCAAAUGUGAUCAGUGUCAUCCAAGUUAAUCAUUAUUUCGAGGAUUGUCUUGGUAACGGCUGUGCUGUAUCGCUGUAAACAAAAAUUGUGUUAUAUUUACAAUGCAAGAUAAUUGCCCAACUUUGGUAUCUUGUAAACCCUUAAAAGCAGAAUUUAAUCAUGUUCAAAAAAUUCCAAUAACAUCAGAAAAUCUUACCAUAGGACGCGGUCUUAGCAACAAUGUAGUCAUAGCCUUCGUAACAAUAUCUCGAAACCAUUGUAUAUUAAAAAAAAAUGAUGCUGAUUGGAUCCUUGAAGACCAUAGUUCCUUUGGAAUUAUGAUCAAUGGUCAUAAAAUAGGCAAAGGCAAUCAAAAAAUAAUAAAACACAAUGACAUCAUAACAUUUGAAUCAACACAAGAAUUUAUAUAUAAAUUUGUUUGUGAAGACAACGAACUUAUGCCUUCCUCAAUAAAACGAAUCAAAUUAGAUACAACAGAUACUACUUUGAUCAAUGAUAUGAAAAAUAAAUUUGAGGAAUCACAAAAUCAUGCAAUUAAACAUAUUGAAGAUAUAAUACACAACACAAAACAAAUAACAAGCACAAAUAUUUUAUUAAAAGAACAGUUACAACAACAUAUGAAAAGAAAAAUUAACCAUCUCGAAAGUAAUUAUGCAUGUCAAAUUGAGAAUUUAAAAGGCGAGCAAGAUGAUGUAGAAAAACAAAAGGCACUACUUAUGGAAGAACGAGAUGCGCAAUUGGCAGUUUUAAAACAGGAUAUGGAAGGACAAAUAUUAGAACUCAUGGAACAAAUAAAAAAACACAAUGAAAUAGAAGCAGAACUCGUUAAGGAAAAUAAUUCAUUAAAAGAAAAAAUGUUAAAAGAAAGAGAAGAGUUUCUUUCGGAAUUAAAUAGAGAGAGUUCAUUAAAACAGGUUAUGUUGGAUAAAUUGGAAGCAAAAAUGGUUGAACAAGAGGAAGUGAGAUUAAAAGAAAAACAAGUAUUUGAGGAACUUCUGAAAAAUAAAACAGAGUUACUCAGAUUAGAAAAAGAUAAGGAACUACAUGAAUUAUCAGAACAGAAAAAGCAAAGGGAAUGCGAAUUGAUGGAAAAGCUCAAGAACAUUAAGAAAAAUCUCCAGGAACAAGUUAAGCAAACUGAAAAACAGAAAUGCGAUGCUCAAAAACAACUUAAUGAUCAAAUGGAGGAAAUGAAAAAGGCUAAGAAUGAGGACAAAUUUAAAAUGGAAUUGCUGAUGCGCGAACGAGAAGAAAUUCAGAAAAGAUUAAUUGAAGCCCAAAAAAAUUCUGAAAAAUUCAUUGAAGAAUUGAAGUCGAGAGUCACAGAGAGAGAGGUGGAACUGGCUGCCCUAGCAGCUGAAAGAAUACAAAAGCAGGCUGAACAAUCAAGCGAAGUUAUAAGCUCAUUGCAGGAACAAUUAGAAAAGGUUCGAAACCAACUUCAAAACGUCGAAAAUGAAAAUAAAAAAUUAUUGAAGGAUUUGGAACCAGGCAAAGAAUCAACAAACAGCAAACUCGCAGAAUUUGGCGAAAUAAUGGAAAGUGAACUGCAGUGCGGAAUAUGUGCGGAACUAUUCGUGACGGCGAUCACGCUCAAUUGCUCGCACACAUUCUGUAAAUAUUGCAUCAAUUCGUGGAAAAAGAAGAAGAUGGAAUGUCCGAUAUGCCGUUCGUCCAUAACAUCGGAAUGUAGAAGUUUAGUUCUCGACUCGUUUAUAGAAAAAAUGGUACAAAAUUUAACAGAAGACAUGAAGAAUAAAAGGCGAGAAAUGUUGAAAAGUCGAAAAGAACUUGAAUCCGAAAUGACGAGUCACCUGAACACAAGUACGAAUCGACGAAGAGACUCUUCUGAAAUCGAUAGCGACGAACUAUCACUCGAGGAGGAGGAGGGGGAGGGCCCCGAUUUCGAAUACUUCGAUUUUUUCGAUUACGGGAGUGAUGGCGACUUCGACGGAUCAGAUUCCGACACAUGAUCUUAGCGCACUAAGGUUGAGAUCGAUGGCACCCAUGUUUCGGCAGCGGGUUGUUUCGAAUGAAGUGAUCGUAUUGGGAGAGGAAGGCCCUCGCGUGCCCUCGACGCGCAAUCGACCCACCUCUCAACGCGACUAUCUUUAGAUCGUAUUUUAUUUCAUAAAUGUAAAAUAAAUAUUGUUCAUAAUGUGAUGUUUUCUUUCAUAAUAUCUACUAUUUGCUUUCUAACUGACAAGUGUGUACCUUACGAAAUCAUUGACAGCCUUUGUAUAAUAUUUAGUUUCUAAAACACACAUCUAAAUUACUGUCGUUGGUCGAUGGCAAUCGAU
This is a messenger RNA of Nymphalis io (European peacock), 2491 nucleotides long. RefSeq lists its product as uncharacterized. Bases 293 to 2164 code for a protein of 623 amino acids. The record is from RefSeq and is a predicted model, not a curated record. Gene Ontology annotation, biological process: DNA damage tolerance; protein monoubiquitination. Gene Ontology annotation, molecular function: ubiquitin protein ligase activity; single-stranded DNA binding; protein binding. The transcript is spliced from 13 exons. Lineage: Eukaryota; Metazoa; Arthropoda; Insecta; Lepidoptera; Nymphalidae.